Molecule: messenger RNA, 5301 nt
Organism: Drosophila willistoni
Lineage: Eukaryota; Metazoa; Arthropoda; Insecta; Diptera; Drosophilidae
Gene: Myo95E
Product: unconventional myosin-Ia
Exons: 17
Coding region: 156-4037 (1293 amino acids)
Biological process (GO): actin filament organization; vesicle transport along actin filament
Cellular component (GO): cytoplasm; microvillus; plasma membrane
Molecular function (GO): microfilament motor activity; actin filament binding; ATP binding
Source: RefSeq, a predicted model, not a curated record
CAAUAAAUUAUGCAAUUGUUGCACAUUUUCACACUUGAAUCUUCUCCCAGUGGUUAAUUGUGUUUGUGUAUUUGGUUUCUGUGCUUUAUUACAGUAGAUAAAUGUUCAAAUGUUAAAAAUAAAUUCCUUCGUUGUGGCUGUUGUUAAAAGGCGCAAUGGAAGAGGAAAUUGGCACUUGGGACUCGGUGCUGCUGGAGAAUCUCUCCGAGGAUAGUUUUAUCAGCAAUAUACAUCAGCGCUAUAAGCGUGACUAUAUUUAUACGUAUAUUGGAACCUCUGUGGUCGCAUUAAAUCCAUAUCAUCACAUAUCCGAGCACUCGCUGGACAAUGUGCGCAACUAUGGCAAUAAAGGCAUCUUUCAGCUGCCGCCUCACAUUUACGGGCUUACCAAUCUUGCGUACCAGUCGCUUAAAGAUCAGAGCGAGGAUCAGUGCGUUUUGCUCACUGGCGAAAGCGGAGCGGGGAAAACAGAGACAUUUAAAAUGAUUGUCAAUUUCCUAACCCACAUACAAGAACGCUCGCUGUGCAGCACACCGAAUGUCCUGCGAAAGCAAUCCUCUACAAGCUCAACAAGCAGUGGUGUUGUGCAUUCUCAUCGUCGAGCAUCCAGCAGUUGCUCGGGUACUGCCAACUUUAUUAUUUGCAAGAAUCGAGUGGAUAAUCCUUCUGUCGGAAUUUCACGCCGUCAGUCACCAUCCCCGGGACCUUCGCAACGAUCCAGAACGAGAGCCGAUAGCAUAGAACGACAGACCAGGCGAAAUAUUCGUGAAAAAAUUGUCGAUUUUGAUUUCUCACAUCACAAGAGCAGCGAAAACAUUAGUGUACUAAAUGAAUCGCAUGCCCAUCAUUUGCAUCCAGCCAAGUCGUGCUUUAAGCAUCAACAGACUCAAGCUAACGCCUGCCUAGCCACGCCCAUUGCCUUGAAGGCAGGCGGCUGUAGCAGUAGUUCACCCAAAUAUAUGCUGACUGCUUAUGGCAGUGGCAGUGGCAGUGGGUGUCGUCAGUGUGGUCACAGUAAAUGCAUACGAGCUCAGAGCCUGGAGAAAGAGGAGCAAGCCCUGCGCGGCAGUAAUAGUCGUUUGGCCAGUGUCCAUAAAAUGCAGCCGCAACGUGGGAGUUGUUCGAAUCUUAUACGGCAGCAUUCAACGGAGAGUCAGCCAGAACGAGAACGAGAUCGACAUUCUCUAAUGGGCUCCACGCAGCGCAUUUCCUUAUAUGACGCCCACAAGAUAAGUAAAGUCUUGGCCGAACUGCCCCAGCCACCGCCGCCAACAAGUAGCAUCUCCCCGACACCCUCCGCCAGCUCGUCGCUUCAUCGACGUCACAAAUCUCCAAGUCAAAGAUUACGUGAAUGCGUCACCUGUGCGGAUGUCUUUCUGGAAGCCAUGGGUAAUGCCUGUACUCUGAAAAACAAUAACUCCAGCCGAUAUGGUAAACUAUUUGACAUUGAAAUCGAUUUUAAGGGCGAUCCUAUGGGGGUACACAUCACACACUAUAUGUUGGAAAAGACUCGAAUAACAGAUACUACUAUUGGCGAGCGAAAUUUUCAUAUUUUUUAUCAAUUAUUAUUGGGAGCCGAUCUUCAAUUACUAAAAUCCCUUAAACUCUACCGUAAUGUAGAGAGAUACGAACUGCUGCGCAACACAACUGCCAUGGAGGAGGAUCGUUCCAAUUUUCAUUAUACAAAGCGAUCCCUGGAUGUUCUGGGUCUUUGCUGUGAUGAGAUUAACUCAAUUUUUCGCGUCAUUGCCGUAGUUUUGAAGCUUGGAAAUUUUAUUUUUGUGCCUGUGACGAAUAUUGAUGGCACCGAGGGAUGUCAGGUUUCCAAUGUUUAUGAGGUUCAAGAGACAGCCCAGUUGCUUAAUCUCGAAGCUCAAGUUCUAAUCAAUUGCCUUACAAGAGCAAAUAGUUCAAACAGCAGCCAUGAGGAUGUGGGCAGCGAAAUGGAUGCUCGACAGGCGGCCAGUAAUCGUAACACACUCUGCCGGACACUUUAUAGUCGCCUUUUCACAUGGCUAGUUAACAAAAUUAAUGAAACACUCAAGUCCAACCAGCGCGAAAAGAAUUUAGCCUUACUGGAUUUCUAUGGAUUCGAGGUUCUUGAUCAUAAUUCCUUUGAACAGUUUGCCAUCAAUUACAGUGCAGAGAAGAUACACCAGAAUUUUGUUUUCCAUGUUUUGCGCUCGGAACAAGAGCUUUAUAUGCGUGAGGGUCUGGAAUGGUCGCGCAUUGAUUAUUUUGAUAAUGAAUCUAUAUGCGAGUUGAUCGAUAAGCCCAGCUAUGGUAUAUUAAGUCUGAUCAAUGAGUCACAUUUAAGUAACAAUGAGGCAUUGUUGCUGCGUAUCCAACAAUGUUGUGCAGGACAUCCAAAUUUUAUGACCAGCGGUAGCAACUCUAUGUGCUUUCAAAUUCGUCAUUUUGCCAAUGUGGUGAACUAUUCGAUUAAUCGCUUUUUAGAGAAAAACUCGGAUAUGUUGCCAAAAUAUAUAAGUGGUGCUUUCUAUCAGAGUAAACUAUCGUUGGUUCAAAGCCUCUUCCCAGAGGGAAAUCCCCGCAGGCAAGCCACGAAAAAGCCAUCGACACUAGCUUCUAAUAUACGCACUCAACUGCAGACACUCCUCGCGAUUGUUAAACAUCGACGUACACACUAUGUGUUCUGCAUUAAGCCCAACGAGGGCAAGCAACCGCAUCAGUUUGAUUUGGCCUUGGUGCAGCAUCAGGUUCGCUACAUGUCAUUAAUGCCUUUGGUACAUCUCUGUCGCACUGGCCACUGUUUCCAUCUGUUGCACGUAAAGUUCUUUCAUCGCUACAAGUUGCUCAACAGUCUCACCUGGCCGCAUUUCCAUGGCGGCAGUCAGGUGGAGGGAAUCGCGCUUAUUAUACGCAAUCUGCCUUUACCCUCAGCCGAGUUUACCAUUGGCACCAAAAAUGUGUUCGUGCGUAGUCCCCGCACUGUUUACGAGUUGGAGCAGUUUCGUCGCCUGCGUAUCGGCGAGCUGGCCGUACUCAUACAAAAGAUGUUUCGCAUGUAUCAUGCGAGGAAACGAUACCAGCGGAUGAGGCACAGUCAGAUGGUUAUCUCCAGUGCCUGGCGAACGUGGCGUGAAUGCCGUUUUGGUAUUCCUUUCACGGGUCGUAGACAUCUGUGGAGUUUAUAUCGUGUUGCCCGCGAAGAGUAUCGUUCGCUAAAGUACAAACGGCAAGUUAAAUGGGCGAUCGAUGUAAUCGGUCGCUACUAUCGUCAAUGGAAGAUACGUCAGUUCCUGCUUACCAUACCACUGCGUCUGCCGCCCAAUACAUUGAGUCCGCUAUCCACAGAGUGGCCAGCAUCUCCUGUCUUUUUGGCCGACGCCUCGCGAUUAUUGCGCUCCAUUUAUCAUCGCUGGAAAUGCUACAUCUAUCGGAACUCUUUUGAUCAAACUGCUCGCAAUCGUAUGAGAGAAAAGGUGACAGCCAGCAUUAUUUUCAAGGAUCGUAAGGCUUCUUAUGCGCGAAGUGUCGGCCAUCCAUUUGUGGGUGAUUAUGUUCGUCUGCGCCACAAUCAGCAGUGGAAGAAGAUCUGCGCCGAAACCAAUGAUCAGUAUGUCGUCUUCGCCGACAUAAUCAAUAAGAUAGCACGAUCGAGUGGCAAGUUUGUACCCAUACUUCUGGUGCUAUCCACUUCAUCGCUACUGUUGCUCGACCAGAGAACGCUGCAAAUCAAGUACAGAGUGCCUGCCUCAGAGAUAUAUCGUAUGUCUUUGAGCCCCUAUCUAGACGACAUUGCUGUUUUUCAUGUGAAGGCGUCGGAGUUUGGUCGCAAAAAGGGAGAUUUUGUAUUUCAAACGGGCCAUGUUAUUGAAAUUGUUACGAAAAUGUUUCUGGUUAUACAAAAUGCCACAGGCAAACCACCAGAGAUACACAUAAGCACAGAAUUUGAAGCGAAUUUUGGCCAACAGACUGUCAUCUUCUCGUUUAAAUACGGUGGCAUGUCGGAUUUAGCACAAGGCCCGCCAAAGGUCACGCGCAAGGGAAAUCGCAUGGAGAUUAUUGUAUGAUCCAAAACAAUAAGAACCUUUGGCUGUUAGACAAUUUUAAUUAGGCCAAAGUCGAGGUCCACAUAAAAGUUUCAAAAUUUGUACGAGUCAGCAUGCAAUUGCAUAUUUUAAUAUUUCAUACAUUUUGCAAUAUGGUCCUAGGGAUCAAAAUACAAAUGUUUAGUAAUAUCUACAUAAACAUACUCACACACACACACACACACACACACACACCUAUACAGACAAAGACAAGUUUAGUUCAACAGACAAUCAGAAUAAACCAAUUUGUUGUCAAAAUUGUGCCAAACGAUUGAACCGAUUCAAGAAACUAAAGUUGUGCCAAUAUCUAAUUUAAAAUUGCACUAUUUCGUGUUUUAAUCUUAUCAUUGUAAACGAAAUUAAUUGGCCACUGAAUUUUUAUAUUAAUGUGCAUAUGCAGGGACGGAUUAAAUGUUUGUUCCCAAAAUCAGUACAAUGUCUCAAAAAAACAAAAAAAAAAUUGCAAUCCAAUUUUAAUUCAAAUUUGAAUAUUUUUUAUGUAUUCUACACCCAUAUGCAUUAGAGAAUAUGCAUUCCUAUCCUUUAACAUACAAUUCAUAGUUAAUAUUAAAUGAGAUCUCUUUUUACCAUCCGUCUCUGUAUAAAUGCACAGAAUUUUUUCAAAUUAGUUUUAAGUGUAAGCCAAGCACCAAGUCUAUUAGCAUUGCAAGUGCAAGAAUAAGUACAUACGUAUUUAAUAUGAGGCCCAGACAGACAAACAUACACACAUACAUACAUACAAUGUGGGACAGAUACCAACCACAGACAGAAAGAAGUUUUAACACAAACUAUAUAAUGUUUCCGGUAUAGAAACCAAGGCAUUUCUUCUAUAUUUAAGGUUUCAUACACAAUAAUUAGUAAACUAAUGCUAGAAAACACAGAUUAUAUAUCUAUAUAAAUCUGUACAAAUAAACCAGAGAAACACAAAUUAAAUUCCAUAUACAAUAAAUUGCUAUUUACGACGUCUCCAAAAAACCGGACACAGAAUAAGAGAGAAAAAAGAUAAACUUUUCCCACAAAAAAAUGAAAAACAAAAUGUUAAUUAAGUAACACUAUUUACAAGACAGAUGAUGUGUAGUUAAAUAUUGACAUAUAUAUACAUAUAUAUAUAUAUAUAUACAACAUAUAUGAGAAUUAAUAAUGAAUCUAUAUGUAGAAACCGACAAACAAAUUAUAUGAAAGUUUGUUAUAGAAGAACGUAACGUACGUAGUUGUUUAAUUAUAACUUGUUAUUGAUAGUUCGGAA